AUGUAUACUUCGUCACCUCACUCCAAUAGAUUCUUGUUAGCACAAUAUUCAAGUCAUCAGCAUUACCAUCGAUUUGCGUCUGGCAUUCCAGAUAAUAAUCAAGUUAGCAAGAACAGUCCCUCACUUACUAAUGAGUUUAAAAUUUCUAAAAAAACUAUGCAGUCGAAGCAAGUGUUUGAAGAUUCAGUCGAGCAUCAUAUACUUGUUUCUGCUCUGCAUUUUAUCAAAGAUACCUCUCGCCUUUCUGACUUGGCUUCAAAUGUGAGUAAAUUUUCGUUGGUUUAUCGGCAAGCAGCUCUUGGAGUGAUAAUUGAAAACCUUUAUAAUGCUGGAAAAAUUGCCAAAUGUAUUCAGCUCUGCUCAGGCGAAUCUGUUUCUGACUACCAUAUCCAACCCAAUGGAAGGAUAUUUGAUACUCUCAUUAUUAAAGCAUGUCUCGAAGGCUCUUUCCAAGACAUCCAGGUAGCAAAAGAUUUGACCAAACUCGCCAUACUACGAAAAAUCAAACUAGGUACCCCAGCCAUUUCCAUUCUUAUUGAGAAGCUCGAUCAAAGCAAUGAUUGGGAUAGUCUCCAAUUGCUAUGGAAGCAUGUUAUGCUUAGUAACGGAUCAAUUGAUGACAUAUCUGCAAAUGCCUCGAUCGGGUUUCUUCAUUUACAUAUCCACUUGGCAAAACAAAUCCUUAAUCCAAUCAAAUACGUUGAUCUUAUUUUAAUGGAAGAUUCUUCCAAGAGUGAUACAUUGUCUAUUUCGUCCCAGCAUCUCAAGGCAAUGGAUGAGCUGCUUCAAGCUCGAUCGGUUGAGGACAUGACCAUGCAUGCACUUUACAUGCUUGUGCAAACGCUAAUCCGUCUUAACUGGAAACACGAAGCAAUGAACUUGGAAAGACUGGUAGUGAUUGCCUAUUCGAGUCACGGACUAAAGCAUUCAAUGUUUGCUGAAUUGCGACGGUUUGUGAAUUCAUCGUAUUCGGAGCAAAGAAUUAAAGAGGAUCGAUUUGGAAAACGUCUUCUAGAGUUUGCUGGCGAGAAUUGGUCCAGAGAGCAGUGGUAUCGAGUCAGUAUGAAGCUACUACAUACCCUGAUUGUCAAGGGGUGGGUCCAGGAGGCAGGCCAGGUGUCCAGAGCCAUACGAAAACUCUACAGCAAUUUGAAUGAGCUAAUCCAAGAAAUCGGAAAAGACAAUCUACAAAAUCCCAUGGCAGCCGUGUUUUUGUUACGGCUAUCAGUAUCUGAAAGCAGGCUGGUUGUGAAAAGGGAUAUUUUUUCAACCAUGCAAAAACUGGUCCGUCAGUUGCAAGAAAAACACUCUGCUCAAAAGGUGAUGGCAUUUUUCGGAAAUGCUAUGCAGACUAUUUAUGGUGAUGGAACAAAUGCCAAUGCUGUAAUUUUAUGCGAUGCAAUGCUGCAAGGAAUGCUGGAUACAUUCAUGACAAGUUGGGAUGCAAAAGAUAUUUUUGAAUUGGUGUUUAGGUAUUGGAUCAAAGCACCUUCAAGACUAGUACAGAUCCUAAUCCUUCAUGUAGAAUCGAAAAAGUGGACGGAUAUCUCCAAAUCAAUUCAAACUUGGGCUACUGACUAA
This is a messenger RNA of Batrachochytrium dendrobatidis JAM81, 1581 nucleotides long. RefSeq lists its product as uncharacterized. The transcript has 2 exons. NCBI's taxonomy places the organism in Eukaryota, Fungi, Chytridiomycota, Chytridiomycetes, Rhizophydiales. The record is from RefSeq and is a predicted model, not a curated record. The coding region runs from base 1 to 1581 and encodes 526 amino acids.